AUGAAGUAUCAAUUGGUUUCUGCAAUCGCAGCAGCAACAUCCCUCUGGGUUGCAAGUAGUACAGCUAGCCCCCUCAACAUCCUAGAUAGCGUCUCUCACUCUGCUAUGAGUGUCCGCUCGCCAAACAUCAUGACUCUUGAGGAUCGAUUCUCGAACAGCGGCUUAGAAUAUAUGGAAUGGGCCAACUUGAAAGUCGCCGAGGGCAAAAUGUAUUGGCCUAACAAAACCUCGAUCACCAUUGGAAACCGGCAGACUGGAUCUUUCACGCUUAUGAAUAUAGCAUGUGGCGUGUUAGGUGGCACUCAGCAGUUUUACGAGGAUGGAGAAGCUCAUUUCUGCACUCUUGUCAACCUAUAUGUUGGUGGCGUCUUGAAAGGAGCAGAAUGGUUGGUCAAUGACCUUGUAUGCCAGGACCAGCAACCUUGCUUACUCCUGGUCGAGAUUGGCCUCGAUGUUGGUGGUGGAUUCGCCGCGAGUGGAGUCCCUAGCUUUUGUAGUGCUGUGUUUGAAGAGAUUUACGCCAGUUGCAACGGCGCCCCAGGAGGUGCUGGGCAGAUUUUUAUCACUGACGAUAGUGGAUCGCAGAGCGGUGUUGCUGAAGCACAAUUUUUUGGUGGCGAGUCAGAUACUUGUCCAGCCACAGACGAUACAUUUGCUUGCGGGGCUUCAUUGGGCAACUAA
This is a messenger RNA of Glarea lozoyensis ATCC 20868, 681 nucleotides long. RefSeq lists its product as uncharacterized. The coding region runs from base 1 to 681 and encodes 226 amino acids. The record is from RefSeq and is a predicted model, not a curated record. Lineage: Eukaryota; Fungi; Ascomycota; Leotiomycetes; Helotiales; Helotiaceae. The transcript is spliced from 2 exons.